This is a messenger RNA of Dendronephthya gigantea, 1691 nucleotides long. RefSeq lists its product as uncharacterized. Gene Ontology annotation, molecular function: protein binding. The record is from RefSeq and is a predicted model, not a curated record. Bases 555 to 1067 code for a protein of 170 amino acids. The transcript has a single exon. Lineage: Eukaryota; Metazoa; Cnidaria; Anthozoa; Malacalcyonacea; Nephtheidae.
AAUAUUAAUCAAUAAUAAAUUAUGAAAACAGUUUUAUUAUAUCUUGGAGUUUCACUCAAAUUUCACUCUGAUUGAGACGAGCUUUCGUCUGGACAUGACUCAUCAGGCUUUCUAAUUCCUAUCAGAGUUUACUGAUCAAGUUCUGCUGUGAGAGGGCUAAGCAACAUAGAUCUGUCCCUGUAGCAAUCCAGAACCGUGUAAAGGGGCUAACAAAUAAGAGGUGCUGACUGCUGAGGUUCAUAGCCUGCCAUCCAUUGGAGACCCUGCGAGCGAAUGAACAUUAUUUGUUAGGCUGCUGUGCAUAUGUCUGUUUAUCACACACGCGUAAAAGAUCAUUAAUUUUCCCGGUUAAUGAUUUUGCUACUCAGGAUUAUCAAAUCCAAUUUCAAUUGAAUAGUAUUGCAACUUGUGGUGCAAGAACGGCAUGCCAAGAAGCUGAGCUCAAAGUCAAAGUAUCCGCUUUGAUGACGUAAUUACCAAAUGACCUAAUCACUAUAAAUACUUGUAAUAUUUUGAGGCUUGAGCCGCUUGGCAGUGAUCAUCAAAAGUGAAAGAUGGAUAAUCUUCCUGAACUUGUACUGCUGGAAAUUGUUAAAUACCUUUCGCCUGAGGAAUGUGUUCGUUUAUCAAGAACAUGCAAACGCUUGAACCAGAUUCUCCCUCGGUUCGUGCGUUUUUCAGGGAAACCCUUUAAGAUAAAAGGUCCGAGUGGUGGGCACUGGGCACCUGAAAAAUACUUCGACGGACCAGUUCUUGAGAAGAAAGUGAAGGGUAUGCGAGCAUCUGUUCAGUGGAAGGAUCAGGGCUGGGGCAACAGAAAGGGCCGGUUGAUGGUCAAACUCAUGCGACGUGAUUCAGGACAGAAUAAGGUCAUCGCUGAAAACAAUAAUAUGUUUGGUAUAGCAGAACACAAGAUGAAAUCUGACACUUGUAAAAUUGUUGACCACCCUGUGAUUAAGCUUUCAGAACCGGGGGACUUCUACAGUUUUGAAAGAAAUGCUGGUGGGGGAGGUGGACAUACCUUGACUGUAAAAGAAUUCAGUGUUUUACUGGAAUUUGCAAAUUAGACAAACAAAUUGAAUGAAUGUAAAUACCUAAAGUUGUACAUACAACAAUAUUUCUACUCUGUAGACAGAGUUAUACCCAUAACAAAAGUUCUAAAUACUGUGGGGCAUGGGCACUGUAGGAUGACAAACAUUUAUCACCACCCUAUGGCUAUGUUCAAGAUGAUUGCUUUAUAUGUAAUAUUUUUCAGUCCUGCAUGUCUGUGAAUUUUUUGGUAUUGGCAUUUUUGUAAUUUUUUUAGCCUUCCAUCAACCAUUGUCCACUUCCCAAUUUAUACAUAAAAGGCCACAGUUAAAGUUAUUUGUAAUUAUAGAAAAUGCUGCUGCAAAUAUCUAAAGCAUAGUAAUAUUUAUUGAAAAUACCAAAAGUAAAGUUUGUAAAGUUAACCGAAUUCAGUGUUUUACUGAAAUUUCGAAAUUAGACAAACAAAUUGAAUGAAUGUAAAUACCUAAAGUUGUACAUACAACAAUAUUUCUACUUUGUACUGAGUUUGUAGACAGAGUUGUACACAGAACAAAAGUUCUGAAUACUGUGGGCACUGUAGUAAAGUUUGUGAUAGAAGCUGGGCUGAAACAUCUCAGCAGUAUAUAAAAUAUAUAAAUUGUAAUGGAAAAUUUGCACAGUUA